Molecule: messenger RNA, 1269 nt
Organism: Laccaria bicolor S238N-H82
Lineage: Eukaryota; Fungi; Basidiomycota; Agaricomycetes; Agaricales; Hydnangiaceae
Exons: 8
Coding region: 1-1269 (422 amino acids)
Source: RefSeq, a predicted model, not a curated record
AUGAGUGUCCCUCGAUUCUCUGCACUCCUCGGCCUAGGCAUCCGCAUCCCAUCACCUUUCAUUCGCUUUGCGCCCUUCUCAGACAUGCUCCGCCCUAGCUACUCUUCCAAUUUCUCAAUUACCCUCGUGUCCAAGAACCGAACUUCCAUUCCGUCAAAUAAAAUCCACUCGAUGACGAAAAACCACGGAAUGGACGCGAGGUCGCUUUGGAUUCAGGAUACCCAUCUGGAAAAACAAGAAGAUGCGGCCUUCUGUGAAAUAAGUCAACCAGGAGGCAGAUACAGGCUUGUUUUUGAGGGAUGGCGCCUGAAGCUAUCUGAUAGAGAGCUCUGCCGUCGUGGAAUAGAAGGCCCUACUGGGAAGAGCAUGGCUCACUUCAAAGAGUUUUGUGGCAAACGCUCUGAACCAAAAAAGCAAGCUUUAUCUGCCCUCUUGCAGCGAAGGUUCCACGCCAUGCCAGACAUACUGAUAGGUGACUCCGUGGAUGGCCGCGGAGGAGACAGCGACGGGACAGGCGGAGAAAUGGCUCCUCGUUACUUAUAUUAUCGUCUUUACACAAAGGACGGCGCAAUCCAGUCGUUCAACCCCAUCUACUCCAACGAUCCGUCCAUUAGCCGCAUUUUGCCAAAGUCGAUCACGCCCCCUCAUACCGCCUUAUCACUGAAGAAACAUCUCUGCAAGAUCGAAGGCGUGGCAGGAUCAAACGCCCUUUUAUUUGAAGCGCUGUCGAGUGACGCUGCCAUUCCAGAUUCCACGCGUCUCAAGCUUCGUGGUCAUCUUGGCUUAGGCGUGUCGUCUCGCGAGCCCAUGGCUUUGGUGGUCGGGGUCGUUGAAGUUGAGAAUCGAUCAAGCGGCCCAGAUCAGGCGCAGGAGGUAGUAAGCGAAAACCCUGACCAACACGAGACGCACUACAUAUAUUACCGUGUAUACGAUGAAGAGGGCGAAGUGAACUCGAGAACAGCCUUUGACGGAAAUGAUGCCUCCCUGGGUCGCGUGGACACCUUAUCCGUAGCGCCACCUUACACCGUGGCCUCCUUAAAAUCCUGCAUCGCGAAAGCCGAACACAUCGUAGAUCGGGAGAUUCAAUUAUUCGAGGACACCGAUGGUGAAGCCCUCAUGAAAGAUGCUGACCGGGCAUCCUUUCGCGCAGAGACUUUUCCGGGUUGCCUUGAAGAUGACCCUUUAGCCUUGAUCUACGGGCCAAAAAAGUUGGUUCAAGGACCAACCAUGACAAGGCCGAUUCAAGCAAAUACUUACUGCAGUGGGUAA